Molecule: messenger RNA, 1213 nt
Organism: Cucurbitaria berberidis CBS 394.84
Lineage: Eukaryota; Fungi; Ascomycota; Dothideomycetes; Pleosporales; Cucurbitariaceae
Exons: 4
Coding region: 218-1096 (292 amino acids)
Source: RefSeq, a predicted model, not a curated record
AUCUUCGUGGCGGUGUAAAUUACCUUGCCUACGACUCACCACAGCCUAGAAUGAUGCCACAGUGUUUGGAUGAGCUUGACCAUGUAGAAGCAAUAUCGACCAUCUCACCUAGUAGAGUCUUCGGUCAGAGCUCAAAAUCCGCAUACAUUCCUUCCCAGGUCCGAUGGCCUGCCCUACGACAAACCAGAGAUCUGGUAACGAACUCUAGGCGUUGCCAAUGCCGAGGCCGACUCGAAGAGAGCAACUACUUACAGUGGCCAAUAUCUUAUCCCGAACACGAAAGCUGAUACAUGAAGAGAAUUGUCCAUUAGCGAUCACAGAGCAAGGAGUUACUAAUGUAUACUUGGGCAUUUCAGUAGGGAGCCGUUUUCUGGGAAUGGGUGUACAUAUUUCGGCAGCCCUUUCGCACCAAGCAGGGUACUUCUCACUUCGGCUAAGCCUGGUAUGUUAUCGCAUAGUCCCUGAAAACUCUCCUGCAUUCAGCUUUGUAAAGGAGAUAACGAGCUUUGAUGGGACUUUUAACCCAAUGAUUCGGGAAAUGGCCGCGCAGGGUCUGCUUGACUUGUUCCAAGCUAGAAAGGCUUCCCCGCACGAUCGCCUGUCGAACGGGAUGACUCUACUCCAUUAUAUCUGCAGCAAGAUCCCACGUAUGAGUGAGCGGUGGAGAUCACAGAUUCAAUCCUUGAUUUUGCGGCUUCUGCAACACUUCUCAGCAGAGAUACAAGAAAGUGAUAAUAACGGAUACACCUGUGCAGAUCAUCUUCUUGACGACGGAAGGUCGAUGAACCACACUGGCUGGACCCUUCUUGCUGCAAAACUGCUUGAACAUGGAUCUCAACUUUCCUUUCAGAUUCAUUACGAAAACUAUACCGACUUUUUUCUGUUCUGGGCGCUGAACGAGUAUCAAACAUUUCCUGACCCUGUGAUUUGCUCUACCGAAGGAAUAGAGAUGGUGCUACUGAGGUCAGAGGAAGGCCUCCGCAAAGUAAUCGAAAGAGACUGUGUGGACGGAUUUAUGGUUUCAGACGCAAACUUGGCUUUGUUCAUAUUAGCAACUAACAAAGGUUGGGAGAAUGGUUGCAGAAUUCUUCUCUAGAGCGGGUUGAGGAUACUUCCAAAUGCUUUCGAACAAGGCUCAGGAACCACUAACACAACACUCCUGGAAAGCGCCAUCGACUCUCCUGAACCAAAGAUUAUCAAGUUCUGGCUAGAU